CGAGGCAGUGUCCGAGACCUUCUUCCUGGGAUGGAUAGACGAACAUGUGUUGCUGAUCCAGGGGAAGGAGGACCAUCUGGAGGUGCUGAGGGAGGGAUGGAUGCGGAGGUCCCUCAAUCCGCCACGGGGAUUCACCAUCAAAUACCUGGGUGAUGUGUCGCCAAUCAGUAUGUCCCCCAUCAGCCAAUCCCAGUUCAUCCCUUUGGGAGAGGUAUUGCUAUUGGCUAUCUCUGCUAUGAACUCCGCCCACAAGCCUGUCACUCAGGAGGCCCUAACUGAACACCUGCAGACAUGUUUUCCAGGUGUUCCCACACCAACGGAGGAGGUUCUGCACCACACGCUCGGCAUGCUGGUCCGUGAGCGGAAGAUCUACCCGACACCCGACGGAUAUUUCAUUGUGACCCCUCAGACUUACUUCAUCACUCCGAGCCUAAUCCGAACCAGCUCCAAGUGGUACCACUUAGACGAGCGAGCCGCUGACCGACACCAACAGCAGCAGCAUCAGAACCAGCAGCAGCAUCAGCAGACGCAGUGCACCUCCCCUCUCUCUGGCACCAUCACCCCGUCCACCUCGGGAGCCGCACGAGAUCGAGCGCACCCAAAGUCCAGCCAGAACCACAGUGCGGGAGGCGGAGGCGGAGUUUACAACAACAGUUACCGCGGAGACGACCCUCCCAGCCACCACACCACCCUGCAGCGUCGAUCUCCCAAGGACCACCGGGAGGCGUACUCGUCCCCACACUCCCCUCAGACACCUCCUCAGCAAGCAGGAGGCAACACGGAAAAGAGUCGCAGCACCCUUGGGUUCCCCUUCAAGACGGAUACGCUCACCAAGCACCGAAGUGGGGGAGUAGGAGGAGGAGGAGGAGGAGGAGGAGGAGGGGGAGGAACGGGAGAGACCGAGAAACAAGCAGGUGGGGGAAGUGGUACGGGAAGUCGGAAAUUUGGUUUAAAGCUGUUUCGUCUGAGCUUUAAGAAGGACAAGGCCAAGCAGCUGGCCACCUUCUCCGCACAGUUCCCCCCUGAGGAGUGGCCGCUCCGCGACGAGGAGGCGCCCAGCCAGCUGCCCCGCCACGUAGAGAUGGAGAUCAUCCGCCGAAUCAACCCCGAUCUCACCGUGGAGAACCUGGCCCGGCACACGGCGGUCAUGAAGCGCCUCGAAGAGGAGCGGGCCCAGAGGAGCAAAGCGUCGUCUGCCAAUCAGAGCUCCAGGAGCAGGCGAAGCGGGGGGAGACACCGGAAACAGUCUCAGACCAAACUCAGCCGCUCGCACAGCAAGACGAGGGCGUCCCGCGGCGAGCCAAGCGACGGUUCCCACCUGGAGCUCGCCGACCGGGACUACAGAGCCUACUCGUCCUCCCUGGCUCGCUCACCGAGGGAACACGCCCUGGCCAUGGAGCGGCAACGGGCCCGCCUUCACCUGGCACACAGCAACCCCAACAUCCUCGACUCCUCCCACCUGCCCGUCACGCCAGAGUGGGACGUGUCCGGAGAGCUCGCCAAGCGGCGCACCGAAAUGCCUUUCCCCGAGCCGAGCCACGGCCCGUCGGCCCACCACUCCAAAGUCCACCGCUCGCACUCCCACACCCAGGAGAGGAAGUCCCGGAACGAACGCAGCGACAAGGCCAAGGAACGCUCCAGAUCCAUGGACAAUUCCAAAGGACCACUCGGAGCCGGCUUGAUCGGACCACCCGACUAUUACGAGGAUCGGAGCCGCUACUACACGGACGAUGGCACCCUGCGAGCCAAUCAGAGCUCUUCUCACUACUCUCGAGCCACCCCACCCUCAGCUAAACUGCCCGUGGAUUCUCUGGGGUUGGAUGGUGGCAGGAGUUUAGAGAAGAGUAAGAGCAGGGACAGCCUGCCGGCAUACUCGCCCAAACCACUGCUCAGCGCCGUCCCUCCUGACGAUUACUUCCAAUGCGCGGGUUCCUCCGAGGCUGCUCUCACAGCAGCCAACCCAAUGGGAACCCUAGGCAAAAGUAGCCACGAGGGAUUAAAACUAGGCAGCGCUGACAGGCAAACAGACAGACAGACACCCCAUCCUCUAGAAAAUAAGGAGGACUUGUCAAAGGUGGGACCUAAGGGUGGCAGCCUGCCUCCGAUACCCCUCUCUAUCCCCGACCCGCCACUUCCUAAUGGACGCCCUCCCCACAGUGCCUCCUCUGGUCAGGAGAAACGUAAGGAGAUCUUUAGUAAAGACACACUCUUCAAACCUCCUCCUAGCCUCCCUUUGCCCGGCUACAGCUCCCUGAGAAAACCCCCAGCCCUCGCCUCCUCUACUCUGUCCUCGUCCUGCGAUGCACUUGAUUCCCAGGAGGCCUUUGACGCUCCCAAACCCCUGGUGGCUACGCCGUCCGCUCCCGCGCAGGGGAUUGAACCCUCGACCGGUGCUGCAGAGGCUUCCUUUGACUACUACAACGUCUCAGACGACGACGAACUCGAGGAGGGGGGGACUAAAAGUCGAGGGGAGGGCGAGAAGGCCGGAGGAGGCGUUGCCGGGAUGGGAGGAGGCGGGGCAGGGACCAUGCAGUGGCUGUUGGAGAGAGAGAAGGAAAGGGACCUGCAGAGGAGGUUUGAAAGAACCCUCACCUUCCCUGGUGCUAAAGAGAACCUUCCAGAGCCCGGUCAGAACCAGCAGUCAGCCCACUCCGCUCGACUCGACAGUAUGGACUCCAGCUCCGUCACUGUCGACAGCGGAUUCAACUCCCCACGAACAAGGGAGAGCCUAGCGUCCAACACCUCGUCCAUCGUGGAGAGUAACCGCCGACAGAACCUGGCGCUGAGUCCCGGGCAUCUCGGCAUCACCACCGGCACGGGGCCCCCCUUCUCCUUCCGCGCCAUCCCAGAACCUUCCGGCACCCAACCAGAGAAACUCCAGAAGCCCAGCGCUUGCCUUGCGUCAAUCACCAGCGUCUAGGGGCAGAACUAAGGGCUGGGCGGAGCCCAUGGAGAGGGGCCAGAAAAGUAAAAAGCCCCCCCGCCACCCCCACCCCCCUGAGGACUGUUACAUCUUUAGACUGACUGAAUCAGUGGAGCUGCCACAGGCCCACUGUGGAACUAUAGCUAUUAACACGCACUCGCGCGCGCGCGCACACACACAC
This is a messenger RNA of Perca flavescens (yellow perch), 3104 nucleotides long. Its product is annotated as storkhead-box protein 2. The record is from RefSeq and is a predicted model, not a curated record. Gene Ontology annotation, cellular component: nucleus; cytoplasm. NCBI's taxonomy places the organism in Eukaryota, Metazoa, Chordata, Actinopteri, Perciformes, Percidae. Gene Ontology annotation, molecular function: RNA polymerase II transcription regulatory region sequence-specific DNA binding. The transcript is spliced from 5 exons. Bases 101 to 2920 code for a protein of 939 amino acids. Gene Ontology annotation, biological process: regulation of transcription by RNA polymerase II.